AUGCUCUCCCUUAAUGGCUCAAAGCUAAAAAAUCUUCCAGUGAAAACGUUUCAUUGCUUGGCACAUCUUACAGAUCUUCGCCUUUAUAAUUGUGGAGAAAUGAUUGACAAAUCGAAGUUACUUAUCCUAUUUCGCGCCUUGACAUCCCUAAGAAAUAUUACAUUGGAUGGGAGUUCUAAAUUAACUAAACUUCCCAAAAAUGUAAAGCGCCUCCAGUGGCUGGAAAAGCUUUCGUUAAGGAAUUGCACGAGCCUUCAAUCUUUACCAAGGCUUCCACGAUCCCUUGAAAAGUUAGAUGCCGCCAAUUGCUCAUCAUUGAAGAUUUGGUUGCCUCAGAAGAUAAUGCAAGGUUUAAUGCACCCUUCAAUUGGCUAUCUCAGAAAUCUUAGAAAGCUUAAUCUUUCUGGUUGCCAACAAUGCCUACUCCCUGAAUACAUGGACUUCUUAUCAUCAUUAGAAUCAUUGAAACUUGAAGGGAUUGAUGUAAAGAGCUUGCCUACGACCAUCAAGCAUCUUCUAAACCUAAAAUACAUUGACUUGACCAAUUGUCAGAGUCUUUGUUCUCUACCAGAACUUCCACCAUUCAUUCAACAAGUUAAAGCUACCAAUUGCAUAUUACUGGAGACUGGAGUCCCUUCAAUAACUUAUACACAACAAUUAAACUUCUUGUAUCUAGAGAAUUGCUCAAAAUUGGAUGAGCAAUCUCUUUCCAAUCUUGCAGAAUGUGCUUAUUUCUCAUUGAAACGAAGGGCAUAUACAAAUGAGAGAGGCGGUGUUUGUUACCCAGGACAAAAUGUUGCAGAGCCGUUUAAAGAUAAUCUCACAACCGAGGCUUCCAACUUCAUAACUAUUGAACUUCCCUCCCCUGCCAACAACUUGGCGGGCUUCAUUGUCUACUCUCUUCUUCCACAAUUCAUCCCAGAGCAAAGCGCUCAGAACCACUUGGAAUGUCAAAUUUUUUAUCAAGAUGGUAUGAAGGGUCCAAGAUUGAUAUUUGACAUGAGUUGCACAGAACUUAAUUCGCACCACGUUUUUCUAUGGUGUGAUUAUGCCGUCUUCACAAAAUAUGAAGACAUCAAAUAUAACCCAAAGAUUUCGUUUGAGUUCUCUGUUACGUACAGCGAUGGUGUUCUCAGGAUAACAAGAAAUGAUUGCUCGAUCCAAGCUUGUGGAGUUUGUCCAAUAUAUGCCUCAGAGUAUCAUAGCUUCCUUGAACAAAAGAAAUUGAUGGGUACUCGAAAAAAGACGACGGAAAUUAUGGAAUUUGCUAGGUUCUCACUCAAGCGAGAAAAGCGUGGCCACUUUGAAACAAGUAUUAUUCCAAAGUGGUUUGCCCACCAAAGAUCGGAAACAGAGUCAUCAUGUAUAAGGAUAAGUGUUCAGUUGCUUCCGGGUGAUGAAACCAGCAGUAUAUGGUGGGGUUUCAUUUUCUGCUUUUAUAUUCCUCAAUUCUCCUUAAAGGAAAGGGAUCGAAGUCACUCAAGAUCUGCUUGCUACUGGGAGGAUAGGUUUUAUAAAGAAGGCCCAAAGGGAUGGCAUUAUUCAAUGAUAAAAUGGAACUCGGAUAAUGUUUUCCUAUGGUAUGAUCCCUUCUUUAAUGAAUCUGUGAUAGAUUUUGUUGAAAGAAAAGGCUCAAUGCCUAAAUCUGAAAUAUUCAAGCAAGUGCUUACUUUUGAAUUUGAGUUUGGGGAUUGCUUGAUCAAAGAAUGUGGAUUCCGUCUAAUGUAUGAAUCAGAAUACAAACAGUUCCUUCAAGAAAAUAAAAUGAAGUUGGAGUAAACUACAGGAAAAAAGAUGCCCCGAACUCGAAAUAUUGAUGAGACCAGCAACUCCCUUCUUCAAAGAGACGUCUUCAAUGCCUUUAACCUGAGUUCUGUGUAUGAUUGCUUACCUUAAUCAGGGACGAUUCAGAUUUCAUUCAAGGAAUUGUCAGUGAUGUUGAAAAAAAGUUGGAUCAAAUGUAUCCAAGUACAUCAAAAGAUUGCGUUGGCACUGAUGAAAUUAUUAAACCCCUUGCGGAGUUGCUGGAAAAGUACUGCAAGGUUGGAAUUCGGGACAGGGAAACCAACAAUGGCCAAGGCUGUAUUUGCCAGAUUAUCUUCUCGGAAUCAAAGUUGCUGCCUUCUUGAAAGCACAAGGGAAAAAUCAGACAAGUAUGGAUUAGAACAUGUACGCAUGACUCUUGUCUCAGAGCUACUAGUGAAAGGAUAUAAGCGUAGGAACUCAUCAAGACCUCCAGGAGAUGCAUUUGUCACCAGAGG
Molecule: messenger RNA, 2261 nt
Organism: Prosopis cineraria
Lineage: Eukaryota; Viridiplantae; Streptophyta; Magnoliopsida; Fabales; Fabaceae
Product: disease resistance-like protein DSC1
Exons: 2
Coding region: 1-1779 (592 amino acids)
Biological process (GO): defense response to fungus
Source: RefSeq, a predicted model, not a curated record